This is a messenger RNA of Acanthopagrus latus (yellowfin seabream), 2149 nucleotides long. It is a transcript of the gene hsh2d, whose product is annotated as hematopoietic SH2 domain containing. Gene Ontology annotation, cellular component: cytoplasm. Lineage: Eukaryota; Metazoa; Chordata; Actinopteri; Spariformes; Sparidae. The record is from RefSeq and is a predicted model, not a curated record. The coding region runs from base 100 to 1200 and encodes 366 amino acids. The transcript is spliced from 6 exons.
CCUCCUGAGUCGACGGACGCACCGGCAGGUCCAAAACCGGACUUAGGUGAGUUUCCCAGCGGACACAACAGAGGAUUAAAUGAGCUGUUUCCCAGGGUGAUGGAGUGGAGCCAGUCGUUACAUGGACAGCGCGCUUCAUUUGUCUGGUUCACUGAGUCCCAGCUCCAGUCUGUGAUCAGGAAUGGCGUGGUACCAGAAUGGUUUCAUGGCAUCAUCUCCAGGAAGACGUCAGAGGAUCUGCUGAUGUCCAAACCUCCUGGCUACUUCCUCAUCAGGGUCAGUGAGAGCCGGAUUGGCUACACCCUCUCAUACCGCGCUGGCGACCGCUGCAGACAUUUCAUGAUUGAUGCAUUAGAGGACGGCCAGUACAAUAUAGUAGGGGAGAACAGGCGCCACCGGUUCCUGCAGGACCUGGUGGACUUUCAUCGAAGGACUCCGAUCGCGCCUUACACUGAGGUGCUGACCGUCGCUUGUGGACAGACCUCGAAUGAUAAGACCGACUAUGCGGAACUACUGUUUCCCCAAAGACAUCUGAACCCUAAAGCAAGUCUGCCACCAGACCAAGUCCUGCUUCCCAGCGUGAGUCAGCCAGUGUCGCCAGAAGACAUCCCACCUGCCCUUCCUUAUCGACCGAACAACCUGAGGCACUCUGCGGUCCUGACCCCAAACAGACUCUACCCUAGUUUGGAAGAAGGAUAUCCACAUGUCACCUCAUCUUUGUCAGCCACGCCCGUACUGAUGAACAGAACCAAAUAUAAAGCCGACCAGCCUCCAUCUGACCAGCCUCCUGAAGUCCCUGCUCGGCCUGCCGGUCCUCCACUGAAACAGAACCAGGCUUGUAUCGGAUCAGUCUCUGCACCUGAAAGUCCCACCACACUCACAGCCACUGAACACCCACCUGGCGCCAACACACAGUCUGUAAAGAACCAGGAAUCAAAGCUGUCAGUCGUCACCAACCUGAAGAACCUCAAGAAGAAAUUCCAUAAAAAGAGAUGCAUGUCGCAGGAGCGUAUGUACACGGAGAUCGAUUUGAAGGCGACUGGCAGGAGUGGAAACACUGAGAGUGAAUACCAGGAGAUCACAGACGAGGUAAUCUCCAGUGGUUCAGCAUUUUCCAGCCCUUUCACCGAUGUGAGUCUGAGUGAUGAAGAGUUACCUCAGGAGUACCUUCCGCCUCCACCUUUUGCUCCAGGCUUCUGAUAUACAACUGCUCCCUUAGUACAUACAGAUGGAUCAAUCGGUUGCUUGAGGAAUGACUGGAAAAAAAUAAAGUUAAUGGUUGUUAAGAUGGUGGACAGUGUGCAUCUGAACCAGAGUAGGUGGAGAUGCAGGACAAUAGCAGCAUCCAAAGGAAACAGAACGAUAGUCCACGCGUUGUAAAUGAAACCUUACAAGCUUAAUAAUAGUCAGUUUCAGUCCUAAACUGGUCAACUGGUAAAUCUAAAGAUAACUAGACAUGCAAACAGGCAUUAAACAGGCCCAAAACUUUUUUCUUUAAUAUACUGGUUAGUGUGCAAACUACUGUAUGUCUCCCUUUCCUUUUAUAUAAGGGAUUGAAAGCUGCAGAUGCUUGAAUUGUUUUGUUUAGAACUCAGCUGCCUAUAAAAUUGUACCAAACUGCUGUCCUCGUGUGACUGUAAUUAUUGCCAGUGAUGAGGACAUGCUUUAUGCUCUAUGUAUUUUAUUGUGUCUGUUCAACAGGCACAAUAAAAGUCUUCUCUGGCUCAGCUUUUAAAUGUUGUUUAAAAUAUGUUUUAUACAGUAUGCUGCUCUGGUUAAGUUUAAAGUGUGAAAAGGCAGUUGGAGGAAGGUUUGUGUAGCAUAUGUAAAUCAUGGUUAAUUUUAGCUGCUGUGAAUACAGGAGACAUAUUGUUCUGUAACGUCAGAUGCUGAUCUCUAUCAGCGAUAUGGCAGGGGAAGCAGGCAGGAUGAAGAUACCAGUCAAACUCGUUUCACUGGUAAAACAUACAGGUGAGUAAAAUCCACCUCUCUAUAGUUUCUGGACACAGAAGUAGCUAUUUCCCCAAAACAUCAUUUCAUUUGUACUUUGUACUCAAUGUUUAACACUUAUGUCUACGACUAUGAUAUCUCUUUACAAAGCGUCUGAUUUUGUCAGACGACUGAGCUAAUAAAUCACAUUUGGAAAAGG